Messenger RNA from Stegodyphus dumicola, 1131 nucleotides. RefSeq names its product cell adhesion molecule Dscam1-like. The record is from RefSeq and is a predicted model, not a curated record. Gene Ontology annotation, molecular function: protein binding. NCBI's taxonomy places the organism in Eukaryota, Metazoa, Arthropoda, Arachnida, Araneae, Eresidae.
AUUCCCUGAGAGCAUCAGUCUAUCCCGAAAAAUUAAUCGUCAAAGAAGGAAUUAGCGUUACAUUUACGUGCAAUGUCACAGGGCCCCAAAUAACAUCCCUCGUCUGGACCAAGAACCUGAAACCAAUCAUUACAUCUGCGAGAACUAAGUUAAUCAGUUCUGAAGUCCUUCAAAUAUAUUCUGUGCAGAGGGAUGACAAAGGAAUGUAUCAGUGCUUUGUACGAAGCAAUGACCACUCAGCUCAAGGUGCUGCUCAACUUAGCUUAGAAGAGGAUCCUCCGGAAUUUCGAGAGGUCUUCUCCGAUCAUCUACUUCGACCCGGUUCCAGAACAUCACUUCGUUGCUUGGUAACUGGUAACCCACUACCUCAAGUAUCUUGGAGGCUGUAUAGCCGACCAGUGGUUGAGGGUCUUGGUGUAAGAAUAGGCGAUUUCGUGGAUUCUCAAGGACUCUUGAUGAGUUUCAUCAAUAUUUCAUCUAUUACACCAGAGCACGGAGGAAUCUAUUCAUGUCAUGCCAGGAACGAGAUCGGUGCUAUAAGCCAUUCAGCUCGGCUAUCUGUUAUUGGUUCACCAUAUAUCCAUCCAAUGGAUAAUGUCACGGUUGUUACUGGAGACGAAGUCAACGUAGACUGCGCUGUUUCCGGACAUCCACUGAGAAAUAUACGAUGGAGGAAAGAUAACACAUUGUUAACUGGAGGACAAAGAGUGGCAGAUCAUAGGAAUGGCACUCUGUCUAUUGCUCAAGCUGCAAAAGAUGAUCAGGGGUGGUAUCAUUGUGAAGUUACUGGUAAUCAAGGAGAAAAAGCCGUCGGAUCAGUUUUCGUGAGGGUCGUUGAAAGACCUGUCAUCAAUCCCUUCAUUUUCGGAGAUGAACUAAAGGAAGGCAUGCGAGCAAUGGUCGUCUGCACUGUCCUUGCAGGAGAAUCUCCAAUUAAUAUUCUCUGGUUGAAAGACUCAGUUCCAUUUCUUCAUUCGGAACACCGAGAUGGAAUACAUGUAACAAACUUGGGAGAAUUUGCUUCCUCGCUCACAAUCCCUUCCGUGUCCCGAUAUCAUGCUGGGAAUUACACAUGCCUUGUCGCGUCCGGUGCUGCCCAAACAUCAUACACUGCAGUUAUGACAGUGAAAG